This is a messenger RNA of Microsporum canis CBS 113480, 1731 nucleotides long. Its product is annotated as serine/threonine-protein kinase bur1. Lineage: Eukaryota; Fungi; Ascomycota; Eurotiomycetes; Onygenales; Arthrodermataceae. The transcript is spliced from 7 exons. The record is from RefSeq and is a predicted model, not a curated record. Gene Ontology annotation, biological process: protein phosphorylation. Gene Ontology annotation, molecular function: ATP binding; cyclin-dependent protein serine/threonine kinase activity. Bases 1 to 1701 code for a protein of 566 amino acids. Gene Ontology annotation, cellular component: nucleus.
AUGCUUGCCUCGAGUUCAUCACCUAGACCUAAACGUUCCCUGGAGCGCGACGAGGAUGGCCGUUUGCGCUUCCAGGGCUGCUCCUCUAUUCGUGAAUUUGAAUUCUUAGGGAAGCUUGGUGAAGGAACAUUUGGCGAGGUUUAUAAAGCUAGGUCAAAACGAGCGGGCUCGUUAGUCGCCUUGAAAAAGAUAUUAAUGCACAAUGAGAAAGACGGGUUUCCAAUUACGGCCCUACGAGAGAUCAAACUUCUUAAAAUCCUAUCACAUCCAAAUAUUCUACAACUGCAGGAGAUGGCAGUGGAACGAAGCAGAGGUGAAGGACGAAAGAAACCAUCUAUGUACAUGGUGACACCUUAUAUGGAACAUGACUUGUCUGGAUUACUGGAGAAUCCGGAUGUCCGCUUUUCCGAACCUCAGAUAAAAUGCUACAUGAUACAGCUUCUAAAAGGCCUUCAGUAUCUGCAUGAGAAUCGAAUACUACACAGGGAUAUGAAAGCAGCGAAUUUAUUAAUUAAUAACGCGGGUGUGCUUCAGAUAGCAGAUUUUGGGCUCGCGCGACCCUACGACGAAGCGCCGCCAGUUGCCGGUAAAGGAGGUGGAGAGGCGAAGAGGGAAUACACGACACUGGUUGUCACUCGGUGGUAUCGCCCCCCUGAACUUCUUCUCCAGCUACGUCGCUACACUACCGCAAUUGAUUUGUGGGGUGCUGGAUGUGUUUUUGGUGAAAUGUUCAAAGGGAAGCCUAUUCUUGCUGGAAGCAGUGAUCUUAAUCAAGCACAGCUUAUCUUUAAUCUUGUGGGCUCUCCCACUGAAGAAAACAUGCCAGGAUGGAGCUCGCUGCCGGGAGCCGAACCAAUUCGGUCUUUUGGUUUCAAGCGUCCAACCCUUGCUACUGUUUUUCAAGAACAAGGGCCUGUUGCAAUAUCUCUUUUAGCGGAACUCCUGAGACUCGACUGGCGCAAGAGAAUAAAUGCCAUUGACGCUCUCAAACAUCCAUAUUUCACUACUCCUCCUCUACCUGCUCGACCUGGUGACCUUCCAUCCUUUGAGGAUUCCCAUGAGCUUGACAGAAGGAAGUUCCGCGGCCAGAAGGCUGCAUUACCCCCAGCUCCCGCAGGCGGAUCAGUUGGAAUGGGAGCCCAUGGCGAAUGGACUUCAGGCUCUGCUCAAGCACCAACCACCGACCCAAAGAAAAGCCGAGUUCCACACGCAGCACGCUCUGGUUAUGGAAAUAACAUGCAUCCAUCUUCUAGACCUCCAUACGAUAGUCGUGCUCCUGAUCCAAUUCAUGGCCAUAAACGAAAAGCAUCGGGCGAACCCAAUAGUCACCUCCCGGCAUGGCAGCGUGAUGCGAACUUACCGCCUAAACCACCCGCCCCAGCCAAUCCGCAAUGGCAAGCUGGUUCUCGUCGUGGUGGAGGGCCUGGCCAGGAUCAAAGGCGCGAUAGACCACCGAUACCUCGAGGAGGCGGAGGUAUAAACGAUGGAGGCCGAGACUCGUAUGUACCUAAUUACGUCGGGGGCGGUAAUGACCGAUACCGAUCAGGAGGUGACGGACCCAUGCCUAUGCGCCGGGAUAAUAUUGACCCGGUGUCUAGAGAUCGAUACUGGCGACCAAGCCGAAGUCGAAGCCCAGAGAUGAGAGACCGUAGCCGAACAGGCGAUCCUGGUGCACUCCCCCAUCAUCUAUACAGACGCUAACUUGUUCGUCUUUGAUGGGCUACCCUUUCA